This is a messenger RNA of Lucilia sericata (common green bottle fly), 2792 nucleotides long. RefSeq names its product serine-rich adhesin for platelets. The transcript has a single exon. The record is from RefSeq and is a predicted model, not a curated record. NCBI's taxonomy places the organism in Eukaryota, Metazoa, Arthropoda, Insecta, Diptera, Calliphoridae. Bases 251 to 2566 code for a protein of 771 amino acids.
UUCAGUCGGACACAAGACGCGAUACCAAUACAAUCGAUUUACAAAUAACGGAGCAUUUAAAGCUCAUCAAAAUAUAAACACUAUUAAAAGAAAUAUAAACAUUUUAACAAUUUUAUUUCCCUGCAAAAAAUUCGACAUCGGAUGAGUGAUUUUAUUUUAUUAAAAAUUGAGGGAAAUGUUUUUGGUAGUUUAAAAAAAAAAAUACAGUCGCAUAUGAACAAUGAAAGUAAUUUGAAAUAUAUACGGAAACAUGGAUAAAUUUUAUGUUAAACCCAAAAGAAGUUCGGUUUCAACUAAUCCAUCGUCGAGUAGAGUUAGUACAACUACUUCCAGAUCAUCUGCGGAGAUCUUUCAAUCAUCAUCCAAUACCAGACGAUUAGGCGUUGGAAAUAUUUGUUCGAAAAUCCGCCACAAGAUUGAAGAUAAUUUAACACCAAAAAUCAGUAGCAAACUAUAUAAAACGGGAAAGCAUUCCAAAUCCUUGACAGCUUUAAGUUCGAUUGGGGCAUCUACAGGAAAAUAUACAUUAACCAAUAAAAAUUCAAUUGCAACGACAUCUUCUGAGAACCGUAAAAUCAAACUAAAUCCCAAUGCUAAAAUCAGCCAAAUUGACAGUUCAAAUGAAAAACCAAAUCCAUAUGCUGAAUGUUACAAUACAUCAAAGGAUACAUCGUAUUUUACAAAAUCUUCAUUAGUUUCUUAUGUCGACAGCGACGAAGAUGAAACCCAAUUGAGUUUGAGUAUAGCGAAAACAUCUUUAGAAGAUGAAAUUUUUGAGGAAUUGGAAAAGGUAGCUCACGAUGAAAACAAAUUAAAUGCGGUAUUAAAAACGUUUGACAAAAUAAUAUUUGACUACAAUGAUCCUCAACUUCAAACAAAACCAAAUACCGAUGAACACUGUUCUAAGGAGAAAACAGAAAAAGUUGAAAACUCAAAUUCUGCGAAAGAUAGUGAUCAUUUUACUAAGAACGAAGUGUGUUUACAAAAUGAAAAUACAUUGUUGAAAACAGAGAGCGAAGUAAUCGACAAUUCUAAUUCAGUAAUUUGUUGCUUAAAAUCAGAGACUGAUAGUCGCCUUCAGUUGGAUUGCAAUACGGUCGAAUGGAAAAAGUUAGAAAAAUCGUCCUCAACACUAUCUCUGACCCGUAGAAAAUGCUAUCAGUCGCCUGAUUCUCCUUGUCUUAGGCAAAUGCGAAAUGUGUUUGCUAAGCAACAAAGAUCCAAAUCUGUUUGGGAACUCUCGAACUCCACCAAAAUACCAAUACUAAGAGCACUACCAUUAAAAACGCGAAGUAAAAGUUUUUGUUAUCAAAACUCUGAUGGAUCUACUCAUACGAAUAAUUUUAAAUCAUUGCAAAGUCAAAAGACAUUGAAAACAUCAACUCAGUUAUUGAAUGAUCAAGAGAAAUCUGUGUCCUCGUCAUCUUUGGCCAUAGCUAACAAAAAACAGAAAUCUACAGAAAAUAACAUAUGUAAACCAGAUAAAAGAGUUGUUUUAGUUCCACCGACAAAAAAUAACAAAUCACAAAACAAAACUUUUUCGAAAAGUUUGUCUUCCAAGUCUAAAAGGUCAACAACAUCUACUGCCAAUCAAAAUUUAACAUCGACUACUCAUAUAAAUAGGUCUGCUAUGAGCCGAAGUAAUGUAAGUGAUGAAUUGUUAGACAAGUGUCUGGAAAAAGGACAACAAAUUCUACGCAAAGUAGAAUCGUUAAAUACACAGCGAACUCAAGUCUCGUCACAUACCAAAAAAUCUCUAGUACGAACGAAAUCAAAUUCGAAUAAAAAAAUAUCCAAAGAUAAUUUAACACUAAAACGUAAGCAAUGGCUACAUAAACUUAACUAUGCAAACGAAGAAAAAAUAGCAACACCACCGUUGGAAUCGUGCAAAAUUAUACCACCCGUUUUGGGAGAAACUUCCGACAAACAUGCAGAACUUUUGGUACAAGUAACAAAUGCAACCCACUUGACCACCAAUAAGCAACGAAUAAUCUCCGAAGAAUGCCAGUUGGCGACGACACAUAAUACGACGCCUGAGCACGAUUUGGUUGCUAAAAAUCUUGAAUCAGACUCGGAUGAUUCUGGCCAUAUUUCAAAUGAAAAUAUGGAAAUUGCCAUUAAUCAUACAUCACAUUCAUCAUCAUCAACCAGUUUAUGUGAAACCUCUUCAUCAACAUCAUUAUGUUCUGCCACUGCUUCCGCUUGUGAUAUUUCCGUUAGCAAUGGCAUUGAUACCAAAUCCUUAAAAAUGUCUGAAGUUUUGCAGAAAUUUGAACGUAAAGCACAGAAACAAACAACAGCAACAAAUUCGAAUGAAAAUUGGAGCCAAGCAUCCCAAAGAACAGAGCCAAAAUUAUUUAAAAAUAACAAUACAUCAACUUGUGCUUUAAUUCCUCGUGCAGCUAAUUCUUCUUCACUACUACCAAAUAUUGAUAGCGCUACCAAAAUCGAUUCUCAAUAUUGUACUACCUACAAGGUGGCCGAAGUUGAAUCUGUUAGUGUGAUUAGAACACUUGUCGAAAUUUAUCCAAAUUACACAAAAGAGGUAACUAUAAGGCUUCGCUGAACACUUAUUUAACUGAAGUGAAAAAGCGCGAAUGAGUGGAGGAUUAAAAGAAAAGCAUUUAGUAGUAUUUUGCUAGUAUUUGUAUUAUAAGAAUGUAGUUCUUUAUUUUUCUUUAUAUUUUAUUUUAUUGCAUUACACUUAUUAUAUAUUUUCCUUUUUUAUAUAUCCUUUAUUAUUAGAAAUUUGUAUUACAAAAAUAAAUUAAUCUUUAAUAUAAACAAAAAUG